Messenger RNA from Paramacrobiotus metropolitanus, 876 nucleotides. RefSeq lists its product as uncharacterized. Bases 215 to 613 code for a protein of 132 amino acids. The record is from RefSeq and is a predicted model, not a curated record. The transcript is spliced from 3 exons. Lineage: Eukaryota; Metazoa; Tardigrada; Eutardigrada; Parachela; Macrobiotidae.
GUGCAAACUUGAGCGUAAUAGUUUAAAACUGCGUCUACUGUGCUGUUGUACUACGUACGGUACAAGGAACGUCCCUGAGCACCAGUUACAACCAAGUUGGACCAACAAUACUGAACUGACGCUGACUGCCUAUACGUACCGGUGCAUUUCCUCUUCUUAAUUACCCACUGGCCACUAGAGUAGUCUGUCCAGUGUUCCCAGCCACAGGAAAAGCAUGGAUACGCCUGUCGCCUCUGUCGGAUCAUCGGAAGCUCAUCCUCGACUUAACAACAGUAUGGAUAUUUCCGCAACUUCGUCGUCGGCUGGAUCAUCACUUCCGGUCACUACGCCCGGCUUAACCGUUUAUCGAGCAUCCUUGGUCGAAGCCCGCCCACAUGAGCGGCACACACCGGUGACUGCCUUAAACUUCGACAAAGCCUUGAUGCUCAAAACGCCAAAACAGUACCGCUCUGACAAGAUCGCCAUGUCCACUGCCGCAGUUGCUGAAGUCUUGGACGAAGAGUUCCAGACGUUGAUGGUUGAGCUGCGCAAAACAGCCGAACGUGUGCUACGCGAAGAUGAGUGGAAAUUUCGUUCGUCGGAUGACAUAUUGGGAUUCAAAGAUAACUUUUGAUCUAAUAAUCUGACUGCUACUUAAAAGUGUGCCAAAGUAUUAUACCGCCAAAUGACCAUAUGAAUAUCAUCGUGAUUUGUGGUGCUACCGGUUUUCCAGAUUUACUUCUCAGUUUUGGUCUGUCGCAAAGUUGUACGGUUUCUCGUUAUAGAAAAAAUAUGAUUAACAUGCUGUUUUCAUAUGGUAUUUUUCGAUUUUUAUUUAUUUUAAAUUUUGACUUGGGUGGAUUUUAGGAAUGCGCCAGAGUAAAAUCGCAAGGCAGA